Messenger RNA from Dicentrarchus labrax (European seabass), 2414 nucleotides. RefSeq names its product UDP-GlcNAc:betaGal beta-1,3-N-acetylglucosaminyltransferase 2b (gene b3gnt2b). The transcript has 3 exons. Gene Ontology annotation, molecular function: hexosyltransferase activity. Bases 361 to 1554 code for a protein of 397 amino acids. Lineage: Eukaryota; Metazoa; Chordata; Actinopteri; Moronidae. The record is from RefSeq and is a predicted model, not a curated record. Gene Ontology annotation, cellular component: membrane.
AAGUCAGUACUCUGAAGCAGGAGUUGCCUCCAGUCGUCAGCGAAGUGAAAACAGAAAGCAACUCACGGUGAAAAGACGACGAAAAGCCGCCGAAAAACACACAUGGAUUUAUUAAGUGUUCCGCCGUCGCUGGAGUGACUUUGGGCAGACGAAGGCGACUGGAAACAAGUUUAACCCUCCUACACUCCCCUCCCUCUUACCUUCCUCCCUUCCUGGUUCUCACCCCCCGCCCCAUUGGCUGUUGUUCCCCAAAGGGCAGAGCUAAGUAUGGGGUAAGAGAGCCGAGAGGAGACACCAAGACAGCACAAGCUGAGGAGGCCCUCUAACCUGCACAGGUGGUGACGGGUGCAGGACGCUGUCAUGGCACUGCUGCGGAGGAGGCUGAAGCUUGUGGUGACAGUGAUGAUGAUUAACCUCUUCAUCUUCAUCCUCAUGUCCCGACAGAGCAGCCAAGACAAAAACGGGCAUCACAAGGUCCAAAUCCCCUCCAAACCCUUCUGGACCAAACUCGUUCCCAGCUUGGCUUACUGGAACCGCCAGCAGCAGAUUCUAGACCUUCAGAACAAUCCCAUCCUGAUGACUAACUACAGCACCGCAGACAUGCCCAAUUGGCUUAACGACACCAGUUCGACCUCGGACACAUGCCAGUCUAACAUCAGGGUCACCACUCAGGUGAAAGACUACAACUCUCUACCGCACCGCUUCAAGGACUUUCUACUUUACAUGCACUGCCGCUCCUACCCGAUCAUGAUGGACCAGCCUGAUAUCUGUAAGAAGCCGCCGUUCCUACUCCUGGCUGUCAAAUCCAUGGCGCCGCACUUCGACCGCCGUCAGGCCAUCCGUCAGUCCUGGGGGCGGGCGGGUGUUUUAGCCAAUCAGACAGUAGUUACUAUCUUCCUUCUCGGCAAUGCCACAGCUGGGGACCACCACCCGGAUCUGUCUGAAAUGCUGCAGUAUGAGAACGCCCGCCAUAAAGACAUCAUCCAGUGGGAUUACCGGGAUUCAUUCUUCAAUUUGACCGUCAAGGAAGUUCUGUUCCUGGAAUGGAUCCAAACUCGUUGCUCUGGUGCUCGCUUCAUCUUCAAAGGCGAUGACGAUGUCUUUGUCAACACCUACCGCAUCCUGGACUUCCUCAAGGGCCUCUCAGAGCCCAAAGCCAGGGACCUGUUUGUCGGUGACGUGAUCACCAACGCGGGGCCACACAGAGACAAGAAGGUCAAAUACUUCAUCCCAGAGAGCAUGUACAUCGGGACAUACCCUCCAUAUGCAGGCGGAGGCGGGUACCUCUACUCUGGUGACAUCGCUGCUCGUCUGCACAACGUGUCACAACAUGUAGCACUCUACCCGAUAGAUGACGUCUACACGGGUAUGUGUCUUAGGAAGCUUGGGCUGGCCCCCGAGAAGCACAAAGGCUUCAGGACCUUUAACAUAGAGGAGAAGUACAGGUCAAACCCCUGCGCCUACAAGAGUUUAAUGCUCGUUCACCCAAGGACCCCACAGGAGAUGAUCCAGAUCUGGGCCUGGCUCAGUAGUCCUGACCUGAACUGCCAGUGACCGCUCAGCAGUAGGCAGGCACUGACUGAACCGGCCCUUGAAAAGAAGAAGUUUUGAGCCUGUUCCAGAAAGGUCAAAGUGACAAAAAAAUGUAUUUUGAACAGGGUUAUGACCAUAAAGUUGGCAGCUUGAAGGUAAGAUAUUAUUAUAAAAGGUCACUUUGAGCCUCAACUCGGAGCAGUUGAUGCAUUGUACCUCUAAAAAUGAGGAAGGCUGCAUUAAUGCUAUUUUUCAAAAUGGCCACCAUAGUAUUUUGACUUGAUGUCAGACUUCCGUAGACGAGCUAACCCUGCUUUACUGUCGAGCGAGCUUCACCCAAAGUGACCGUGUCUUUUUUUUGCGUGCACAUAUUUAUAUCACAACUAUUUAUAUGGCCUUUAUAAUGCUUUAACACUGUGUGUCGGCUCCGUGAGGGAGCGUCUCAAUGCUGUAUUAUAAAAGUAAGGAGACUAAGAGCUGGGAUGUGUCCACCUGGGACUCUCUUUGUUGUUUGGUCAAGGGGAAAGAAAAUAUGUCAGAUUCUUGACACUGAUGACAAAAUGAUCCUGUUGUGAGCGUCUUGAGUGUCUAAACUUUUCAAACAUAAAUAUAACAGUGAAGCUCUUGAACUUCGCUUCUUUGUAGUCAGUGGUUGUUACAAAGUGCUUCCUAGUGAACACUUCCUAGUAAUUGUUGCUGGAGGCUGAGUUUGUGCUGCUACUCCCAUCCACACUCCCUAAAGUAUUUACUCAAGCUCAACCAGUUUCUCUUAGUAAAGACUAGGGAGACACGUUAAUUUGUGUUAAUUUACAAACCGUCUUCGGUCUUGAAAAGGAGUUCGUUUUACCUUAACUUCUUUAAAUAAAUCCUAUAUCCUAAAA